UAAACAUUUUUAUAUAAAUAAAUAUAAAUGUAUUAAGUACUAUUAAGCUUAGUUUUUUAUUUGUAGGAUUUAGAAUUUAGUAUCGCAUAAAGGGAGCUAUCAACUUGUCAGUCACAUGACCAAAUAGUUGAAAAUGUCGGCAUUUAUUCGUUUGGGUCUACUUUCGGUUUUCCAAACAAUAUUUUUAUUACUCUUGUGUAAUACGUGUUUGGCUACAAAUUAUUAUGUAGGAACGGGUAUUGGAGAUAUCACAGGCCCAGCUGCACAGGUUAAUAUGAUGGGUUAUGCUAACCCUGGACAAACUAGCCAUGGCAUACAUCUCAGACAGUUUAGUCGAGCAUUCAUCUUCGCUACAUCCCCAACCAGUGCUAGAUCAGUAUUUGUUAGUCUUGAUGCUUGCUGGUCACCUGGUGCAGUGAAACAACAAGUUGUCAAGCAGUUGAAGUUAGUUUAUGGUGAACUAUACACAGAGAGAAAUGUUGCUGUCAGUGGGAUCCACACACAUGGUGGUGCUGGGGGAUUCAGCCAAUAUUUGUUGUAUGAUCUCACAGCUUUUGGAUUCAAUCAGCAGAAUUUUGAGGCUCUUGUUAAUGGAACACUGCAGAGUAUCCACCAAGCCCACAAGUCCCUGCAGCCAGCUGACAUCUACAUGAACAGUGGAGAGCUUUUAGAUUCCAACAUCAACCGCAGUCCAACAGCUUAUCUUAACAAUCCUGAGGCUGAGAGAGCUAAGUAUAAAUAUGAUGUUGACAAAGAUUUUGUUGUUCUAAAGAUAGUUGAUGGUGCGGGAAAAGGAAUAGGCAUGAUCAGCUGGUUUGCAGUUCACUGCACUAGCAUGAACAACACAAACAAGCUGCUGACCUCUGAUAACAAGGGUUAUGCCUCCUUACUCUUUGAGCAGCAGUUAAACCCAGGAGCACUGCCAGGAAAGGGCCAGUUUGUAGCAGCAUUUGCCCAGAGUAAUUUAGGGGAUGUCUCUCCCAAUACUAAAGGGCCUCAUUGUCUGGAUACAGGCUUGCCAUGUGAUAGAGACACAAGUACUUGCAAUGGAAGGAAUGAACAGUGUGUGGCGUUUGGUCCUGGUAACGAUAUGUUUGAAAGCACCAAGAUCAUUGCAACUAACCAGUUUAACAAAGCAUUAGAGCUGUACAAUAGUGCUACUAUCAAACUGAGUGGUCCAGUAGACUUCAGACAUUCUUAUGUUGAUAUGACCAUACAGAAUGUUACUUUAGCCAGUGGAGCCACGGUUCAAACCUGCAAGCCAGCCAUGGGCUAUAGUUUUGCUGCUGGUACAACUGAUGGUCCUGGUGCUUUUGAUUUUAAGCAAGGUAGUAACAGCAGUAAUCCAUUCUGGAAUUUAGUCAGAGACCUCAUCAAAGAGCCAACCAAGCGACAGUCCGAGUGUCAUUACCCUAAACCAAUUUUACUAGAUACUGGAGAGAUUAAAGAACCAUAUCUAUGGCAACCCCAAAUAGUUGACACUCAGCUCAUUCGUGUUGGUCAGUUUGUGAUCAUCGUAGUCCCUGGAGAGUUUACUACCAUGUCUGGCAGAAGAAUGAGGGAACUAAUUUACAAUACACUUGUCCAAGAAGGAUUUCCAAGUGACUCAAAAGUGGUCAUAGCUGGCUUAUCUAAUGAAUAUGCAGACUACAUUACCACAUUUGAAGAGUAUCAGAUCCAGAGAUAUGAAGGUGGGUCAACAAUUUAUGGUCCACACACACUUGAUGCAUACCUGCAGAUCUACAAGCAGCUUGCUGUUUACCUUGCACAGGGAAAGCCCUCUCCACUUGGACCACCCCCACCCAACCAGUUAGGCAAGCAGAUCUCACUUUUGCCUGGCGUAAUAUAUGACUUACCUCCUAUUGGAAAACAUUUUGGCCAAGUGAUUAAAGAUGUCCAACCCUCAUAUGUCCAGGGUUCCUCUGUCACAGUAACAUUUGUCAGUGCCAAUCCCAGAAAUGACCUCAGGACAGGUGAUUCAUUUCUAACUGUAAUGCGUAAAGACACUUCAGGAAAUUGGAUCCCUGAGUACACAGAUGCCCAUUGGGAAACAAGAUUUAAGUGGGUGGAUACAGGCUUUAUUCUUGGUACUAGUGAAGCUGAAAUUGUUUGGGAUAUACCAAUAGGACAACAACCUGGGGAAUACAGAAUUGAACACAGGGGAACUUCAAAAAGUAUAACUGGAACAAAGUCUGCAUUUAUUGGUCAGUCCAGCACUUUUAUUGUCAAGACUGCUCAAAAUAUAGCAUAAAAAUGUAAGGAUAACGUGUUUACAUUAUUUAUUGUGUUGACAUUAUUUUAUUGUGUUUACAUUAUUUUAUUGUGUUUACAUUAUUUUAUUUAAAUUACAAUAUUUAGUGUAUUUUACUUUUUUUUAAAAGAUCUGCCAAAUAUGUAAUAUCUAAGCUAUGUUUUCCAUGUUUUGACUCCACCAUCGUACUAUUUGAUCAGUCUUUUUCUGUUUUUAUUUUUGUUUUUUAUUUUACACGUUAUUUUCAGACAACUGUAUAUACUAAAAAAAUGAAAGGAAUAUAAAUGUUCAAUAUUUUCCAUCACUAUUAUAUUUAUGGGACACUUAAUAAAUAUAAAACAAAAUAUCUUAAACAGAACAUUGUUAUAAGCAGAAUUUUUAAGGAUUAAAAUAGUGAUUCACUUUCACAAAUUCAUUGUACAUUGUGUAAUGAAACUAGAUAUUGCUUAAGUGGCAUGAGUAAAAAAUAAAGUAGGAACUUGAAACAUUUCUUUAUUGUCUGUACAACACUCGGCUCAAGGUUUACAGUUCAGCUCUCUAAACAUCUCAACUACUGAUGGUGAGACACUAUCUAAAACAGAAUUUGGUGCAAAUUAAGUUUAUCUCUGAUUUUACAAGAUGAUAAAUUAAUAGUUUGCUCCUUCAGUAAGCUCAUAAUUAAAUAUUACUGUAAUGAGGUUUUUUUGCAGUGAUAUUUUUAUGCUUGUUGCGUUACUUGUUAAACAUCAAAUGUAUUUUUUAUAUUAGAGUUGUUUUUUUUCAAUUUUUAUUAUUUAUAGCCUUAUGAGAUUUUACACUUUUUUUACAAAGAAAAUUUUUAAAAUAAUUACAAUAUUUAGAAC
This is a messenger RNA of Physella acuta, 3093 nucleotides long. RefSeq lists its product as uncharacterized. Gene Ontology annotation, cellular component: extracellular region. The record is from RefSeq and is a predicted model, not a curated record. Lineage: Eukaryota; Metazoa; Mollusca; Gastropoda; Physidae. Gene Ontology annotation, biological process: long-chain fatty acid biosynthetic process; sphingosine biosynthetic process; ceramide catabolic process. Gene Ontology annotation, molecular function: N-acylsphingosine amidohydrolase activity.